AACUCGCUCCUCUCAUUCAUCACACACUCACUCGCACCCUCACUCACACACCCUCACUUUCUCUUUUCUCCAUUGCAGCCAACACCAUGAGCAUCAUCUACGCACUCGUCGCAAGGAGAACCGUUAUCCUUGCCGAAUACACCAACUCGACAGGAAACUUCACCACAGUCACUGAGGCCAUUCUCGAAAAGAUCCCUCCCAACAACUCCAAACUCACAUAUGUCUACGACAGAUAUCUGUUUCAUUACAUCUGUGAGGAUGGACUGACAUACAUGUGCAUGGCAGACGACACAUUUGGACGUCGGAUCCCCUUCGCGUUCUUGCAGGAUAUCAAGACGCGGUUCUUGACACAGUAUGGGCGGGAAAGGGCCCUCAAUGCUCUUGUGCCCUAUGCUAUGAAUGAGUUCUCAAGGACAAUUGCCAAACAGAUGGAUUAUUUCUCGACAAAUCCGGAGGCUGAUAGGAUCAAACAGGUUCAAGGGGAGAUUGAGCAGGUCAAGGAUGUCAUGGUGCACAAUAUUGAGCGCGUACUGGAGCGCGGUGAGCGCAUUGAGCUUCUCGUAGACAAGACUGACAACCUGAACCAGCAGGCCUAUGCAUUCAAGAAGCGGAGUACUACACUCAAGAGAGCCAUGUGGUGGAAGAAUACAAAGCUGAUGAUCCUCCUGACCGGCGUAAUUAUCUUCCUCAUCUACCUCAUCAUCUGCGCUGCCUGUGGGUUCCCAUUCUGGUCGUCCUGUCGCGGAUAGAUCUGCCUAGUGAUACAUUCACAGUGCCAAUUGAUACCCGCUGAUCUCUUCUUGUUAUCUUGCCAUGCAUAUUCUUCCCUGCCCUGGAUUACGAUCACUGGUGUCGGCACAAGAUUGUUCAAGUCAUCGAUAAUAAA
Messenger RNA from Gamsiella multidivaricata, 886 nucleotides. Its product is annotated as R-SNARE, VAMP71-family. Gene Ontology annotation, cellular component: membrane. The transcript has 7 exons. Gene Ontology annotation, biological process: vesicle-mediated transport. Lineage: Eukaryota; Fungi; Mortierellomycota; Mortierellomycetes; Mortierellales; Mortierellaceae. The record is from RefSeq and is a predicted model, not a curated record. The coding region runs from base 87 to 749 and encodes 220 amino acids.